Molecule: messenger RNA, 2841 nt
Organism: Indicator indicator
Lineage: Eukaryota; Metazoa; Chordata; Aves; Piciformes; Indicatoridae
Product: protocadherin alpha-2-like
Exons: 2
Coding region: 1-2841 (946 amino acids)
Biological process (GO): homophilic cell-cell adhesion
Cellular component (GO): plasma membrane
Molecular function (GO): calcium ion binding
Source: RefSeq, a predicted model, not a curated record
AUGGAGGCGCGUUGGGGUGCGCCGGUGUGUCUGGUGGUGCUGGUGCGGGCCUGGGCGCUGGUAUCGGGGCAGGUGCGGUACUCGGUGCCGGAGGAAGCCAAGGUCGGGACGGUGGUGGGGCGGCUGCCGCAGGAGCUGGGUGUGGAGGCGGGCGAUGCGGAGGCGCGGCGGCUGCGUGUGGUGUGGCAGGGCCGGCGGGCGAGCGUGGAGGUGAGCGGGGCGAGCGGGGCGCUGGUGGUGAGCUCGCGACUGGACCGGGAGGAGCUGUGCGGCAAGAGCGCUCCCUGCUCCCUGCGUCUGGAGCUGCUGCUGGAGCGGCCGCUGCGCGUCUUCCAUGUGGAGCUGGAGGUGACCGACAUUAACGACAACGCCCCGCUCUUCCCCGCCGCACGGAAAAACAUCAGUUUACCGGAGAACUCCCCAGUCGGUUCCCGUUUCCCACUGGAGGGCGCGUCGGAUGCAGAUAUUGGAGCGAACGCGCAGCUCUCCUACACACUGAGUCCCAGCGAGCACUUCACGCUGGAUGUUAAAUCCCCUGAUGAAAAUAGGAAAUCUCUCUUUUUGAUCCUCUCGAAACCUCUGGAUCGGGAAACGGUGUCUGUGCACCGGUUGGUGCUAAUGGCGAAUGACGAGGGCCGGCCAUCCCUAACGGGCACGAUGGAGGUGGUGAUCUCGGUGCUGGAUGUGAAUGACAAUAUCCCGCAGUUCAACCAGUCGGUGUACAAAGCGAAACUGCCGGAAGAUGCCUUGGAGGGGACGCCUCUGUUGCGAGUGAACGCCACGGAUCCGGAUUUGGGACCAUACGGAGAUGUGAUUUACGAAAUUGAUAAUAUUGUUCCUGCCUCGGGUUCAGAUCUGUUCAGCAUCGAUGCGAACAGCGGCGAGAUCAGAUUGAAGGGAGCCCUGGACUUUGAGGCAGUUAUUUUCUACGAGCUGAACAUUAAGGCGAAAGAUAAGGGAUUGCCUCCGAUGUUGAGUCACUGCAGCGUGGAGUUGGAGGUGCUGGACGUGAACGACAACGCACCCGAGGUGUGGGUGACGUCGCUGUCGGUGCCGGUGCCGGAGGACGCGUCGGUGGGGACGGUGGUGGCGCUGCUGAGCGUGUCGGACCGGGACUCGGGGGCAAACGGGCGAGUGCGGUGUUCAUUAUGGCCGGCAUCGCCGUUCGGUCUGGAGUCGAGGUUCGCGGGAUCGUACUCGCUGGUGCUGCGAGAGGCACUGGACCGGGAGCGGGUGUCGGAGUACGAGGUGGAGGUGCGGGCGGAGGACGGCGGGAAGCCGUCGCUGCAUGCGAGGCGCGAUGUGCGUGUGCCGGUGUCUGACGUGAACGACAACGCGCCGUCGUUCUCGCAGGCCGUGUACACGGUGCUGGCGCGGGAGAACAACGCGGCGGGCGCGGAGCUGGCGCGGCUGUGGGCGCGGGACCCGGACGAGGCGGACAACGGUCGCGUGAGCUACUCGUUGUGGGAGGGCGUCUCCGGGGCCCCGUGGUCAGGCGGCGGGUGGCGUCCGGCGUCGAGCUACGUGUCGGUGGACGCGGAGAGCGGUCGCCUGUGGGCGGUGCAGCCGUUAGACUACGAGGAGCUGCAGGUGUUGCAGUUCGAAGUGCGAGCGGUGGACGCGGGGGAGCCGCCGCUGGUCGGCAACGCGACGGUGCAGCUGUUCGUGGUGGACGAGAACGACAACGCACCGGUGCUGCUGCCGACCGCGGGCGGCGGUGCGGGGCUGGUUCCGUUUGUGGGUGACGUGGGCGGGUCGUCGGUAGAGGGGGCUUCGGGAUCGGAGUCGGAGACGCUGUGGGCGUGGGCGGCGUGGGGGUCUCCGGCAGGGCAGGUGGUGGCGAAGAUCCGUGCGGUGGACGCGGACUCGGGCUACAACGCGUGGCUGCGGUACGAGGUGUGGGAGCCGCGUGGGAAGGGCCCGUUCCGCGUGGGGCUGUACAGCGGCGAGGUGAGCACGGCGCGGGCGCUGGAGGAGGCGGACGGCCCGCGGCAGAGGCUGGUGAUCGUGGUGCGGGACCACGGCGAGCCGUCGCGCUCGGCCACGGCCACGCUGAGCGUGUCGCUGGUGGAGGGCGGCGAGGCGGCGCUGGCGGCGGCAGGGUCGUCGUCUUCGUCGGUGUCGGGUGUGGUGCUGCCGGCGGAGGUCAGCGCGGCGGCGGGCGCGGCUUCGGCGUCGGCCAACGUGUGGCUGGUGGUGGCCAUCUGCGCGGUGUCGAGCCUGCUGGUGCUGGCGCUGGUGCUGUACGGGGCGGCGCGCUGGGCGCCGCGGGCGGCCGUGCUGUCGGGGCCGGCUCCGGCGACGCUGGUGUGCGCCAGCGAAGUGGGCAGCUGGUCGUACUCGCAGCGGCAGAGCCGGAGCCUGUGCGUGGCGGAGGGCGCGGGCAAGAGCGACCUGAUGGUUUUCAGCCCCAGCUUGCCGCCACUGCCGCCUCAGCCUGGCCCCGCGUCCAAGGACACCUCGCAGCGGGAGCCUUCCGCUCUGCUGAACACGGUCAGUGGCUCUCCCUUUCUCGCCUCUACACACCGCUCUUCCUUUCUUUCUUGCCCCCACAACCUGAUACUCCCCUUCCUUGCUCUAUGCUUCUCGUGUGGUGCUGAGCCAGAAACGGACUGCGCACGCACGGCCAGUGGCAGUCGGCGUGCGAGGCGGCGGAGCAGCACACGGUGUCGCUGCAGGCUCAGAAACGGCAGCAGAGCAGCUCUGCGGCUCCACCCCGAUACGGCGGAGAGCACGGCAAUGAGCGCGGGGGGGCGGCGCUGCACGGGACUCGGCAGACAGAAGAACCGGUGUGUGCGGGAGGCAGCGCGGAGCCUUGCAGAGUCACGGCGGGGCCCGUGA